AUGGCCAAGUUAGAGAUCCAAAUCCAUAGCAGGAAAAUGUUGAAGCCCUCAAUUCCUACCCCGAAUCAUCUUCAGACCCUCAAGCUUUCAUUUUUCGAUCAGAUGGUUCCUCGUGCAUAUGUGCCAGUACUCUUCCACUACUUGCCAAGCUGCAGUACGACUACUGAAAGAUGUGAUAAGUUGCAAAAAUCUUUGGCCCAGAUAUUAACCAACUUUUACCCUAUAGCAGGGAGAUUUAAUGAAGAUGAAUUCUCAAUUCAGUGCAAUGAUGAAGGUGUUGAGUAUGUCCAAACCAAAGUCAACGCGGAUCUUGCUGAAUUUCUUCACCAAGGACCCAACACUGAGCUUUUGAAUGAUUUUCUUCCAUGGCCUAGUGCUGUUCCACCAUACUCAGAUCUACCAUCAAGUCCAUUACUUGGUGUCCAAGUGAACCUAUUCAAUUGUGGAGGACUAGUCAUAGCCAUACAAAUUUCACACAUCGUAGCUGAUGCUUUCACUUUAGCAACAUUUGUCAAGGAAUGGGCGCACACUUGCCUUACAGGAACGACAAAAGAUUGUCUCUCAAGUUUUGGUCACUUGUCAUCGCUAUUUCCCACAAGAGUGCUAUCAGGAAUUCAAUAUUCACCACCAUCCAACAGGGGCACUAAGAGUUUCACGAGGAGGUUUGUGUUUGAUGCUUUGGCGAUAACUAAGCUCAAAAAUACAAUCAAUUAUUCAAGUGCCAUUAAGCCUACUAGAGUGAUGGUCGUUAUGUCGGUAAUAUGGAAGGUUCUUGCAGGCAUUUCCACCGCCAAAAAUGGACAUUCAAGGGGCUCAUCUUUUUUAUUUCCUAUUAAUUUGAGAGGAAAAUCAAAGUUACCAUCUUUAGAACAUGCUCUAGGUAAUGGUACCAUGUUUGGAAUUGCUGAUCUAGAGGCAAGCCAGGAGUUGAAUCAUGAGUUGGUAGGAAAUACAAUACGGGACACAUGCGUAAGCAUUGGUAAGGCGACAAGAGUUGAUGAUGUUUUCUCUUUAGUUGUUAACAAUCAGAUAAAAGCAGUAGACAUGUUUUGCCAAGGUGACGAGAUGGACAUUUAUUCGUGCACUAGUUGGUGUGGAUUCUCUUGGUAUGAAGCUGACUUUGGUUGGGGAAAGCCAUUCUGGGUGAGCUCCGUUAGCCUUGAUGCUAUUGAAGUCAUUAUGCUGAUGGACACAAAGGAUGGUGAUGGAGUAGAAGCAUGGGUUAGUUUGAAGGAGAAUGACAUGGCUGAAUUCGAGAGAGAUGAUGAUAUCUUGACAUUUUGUUCUCCACUUCCAAAGUAGCAUU
This is a messenger RNA of Solanum verrucosum, 1306 nucleotides long. Its product is annotated as acetyl-CoA-benzylalcohol acetyltransferase-like. The transcript has a single exon. The record is from RefSeq and is a predicted model, not a curated record. Bases 1 to 1302 code for a protein of 433 amino acids. Lineage: Eukaryota; Viridiplantae; Streptophyta; Magnoliopsida; Solanales; Solanaceae.